AUGAAUGCAAAAAAGAUAAGCAGUGACGAUGUUCCCAAGGAGUUUUUGAAGUGGCUUCUAUCUAUGGGGUGCCCUGCCGAUGUGGUGCCGUCUCUUGAUAAAAUGUCGCAAUUAUGUCGUGGUCAAUACAACAUGAUAUGGAAGAGUAUGAUGGAACAUGUCCAGGCAAAAACAAUCAUACGGGAUAAGAGAAUGCAAGUAUUUGUGAAUGAUAUGCACCAAUGUCAAAAGAAGAGCCCCUUUAACCAGAAAACUCAGUCUAUUGUGGAACCAGUACAAUUAACAGUCUGGAAUCAAAAUAUUGAAUGCAGGAAGAAUUUACUGGAAAUAGAAGCUAAAAUUGCACAAAUCCGCAAUGAACUUAGUAUUUUGGUAAACAAAGUCUCUAGUCUAUUGGCCAAGAAAACAUUGAUUAAAACAAAUGUAGAAAAUGUGCAAAGGCGUGCCUGGUUGCUUCAGCAAGUAUUAUCUGAGCUAGAAGACAAGAAGAAGUGCUUAGAGGAAGCUCAGGAUAUUGCCAAUUCCUUAUGUAACAUUGACAAGGAACAGGAGUUAGAGGCUAAAGUUGAGCAGUGUUUGUUGUUGUUAAAAAAGAAAAUGUCACCGCAGAACAACAAUACUUCUAUGAUGGCAGUACCUGAGGCUGAUUCAGAAGAACUCUUAUCGUCUCUUAUAAAAUAUCGCGGUGAUGCCCUGUGGGCGAUCUUGAACAAGAAACGAAUGGCUAUUUUAUCAGAGUUCGAAGUGGCUGUCGAUAAAGAAAAGGAGAAUGUUUUAAAGAAUCUUGACACAAUAGAAACUACAGUGGCUAACACGACGUUGUUACAUUGCUCAUUGGGUUUACAAAGUAUGAAAAAUAAGGAACACAUUAAGCGGACACAGAGACACCUGGCCGCUAGUAUUGAAGCAUUGGGCUCUACUCUAUCUCCAGAGGCAUGCGAGUUAUUAGUGGUUCAGUGUGAACGUGCUUCUACCAAAGCCCGGAUCGACGCCCUAAAAGAGCUCUUGCACGAUAUGACGUCACGGCGUGGCCUCUUUCAAGUGCCCGACGACACUGCAACAGACGAGAUACGCGCGACCACCCGACAAUUCACAACUAUCGACAAGGACAUUGAGAGCACUCGUAACGACAUAACGAAAUACUUGGCUGCGCAAGAGGCGACUGAAUCGAAGAUUCACAGCGUAAAGAAUUGUUUAUCAGCGGUAUUCAGUGCCUUCCACGCUAAUAACUUGUUGGGAGACAAAUUCAAAGGCAUACAGUUCAAUUUCCCACAAGAAUCCAUAACUACCCUACACAAAUACUACUCAGCUAUUCGUCAAAUAGAAAUGAGCAAACACAAUCUGAGCAUGGACUUCGACGCCUCGAACACAUCGGCGAUCACUGACGACGAACGGUUGUUUUCAAAUGAACUGAGGAUAUAUUUGCAGAAUUUCAAUCUCGACAAGAAUAGAAAAAUUCUUUUAAAAAGUGGCGAAAAAAUCUGGAUAUCGGAGACCAUACAAUCGUCAGCGUUGCGGCUACAACAAGUCUGUCUAGAUGAUGACGUCACACCACUGUUGUGUCCGUCUGUCAGUAUCAGAAGUAACCUGAAACGAAUUAUUAACAGUGUUAUAGAAAAAGAAGAACUCAAAGCCAUCUUGGAAGGUUUAAAAGCAAGGAAUGCGCCUGAUAUUAUGUUGAUUGAUAUCAAAGACAAGCUAGAGGCCGAGGAAAAAAACAGAGAUAGAUUAAAAAAAGAAAAUUGCAGAAAAUAUGUUCAUUCUUCAAAGAACUAA
This is a messenger RNA of Leptosia nina, 1776 nucleotides long. The record is from the annotation of a GenBank genome assembly. NCBI's taxonomy places the organism in Eukaryota, Metazoa, Arthropoda, Insecta, Lepidoptera, Pieridae.